Molecule: messenger RNA, 5682 nt
Organism: Mus caroli (Ryukyu mouse)
Lineage: Eukaryota; Metazoa; Chordata; Mammalia; Rodentia; Muridae
Source: RefSeq, a predicted model, not a curated record
GGCAGGCCGGCGCUCGCUGGCUCCCUCCUCGCUGGCUCUUGCUCGCGAGCCUCUCGCCGCCUGUGGGGAAGUCGGGGCCGCCAAAGCCGCGUCCAUCGCCGCCUCUUCCCCGCCCUCCUCCCUCCCGGCUCGGCUGCCGGCCCCUCGCGCCCUCCAGUCGUGAGUAACCCGCAUAAGGGCGCGGAGAGUCCCCGCGGCGGCGGCGGCGGCGGCGGUGACGGCGGCGGCGGCCGGCCAAACCAUGUUUCGGAGGAUCUUGCAGAGGACUCCUGGGCGAGUUGGCUCUCAAGGUUCUGAUUUAGAUUCGUCAGCAACUCCUAUAAAUACGGUGGAUGUCAAUAAUGAAAGUUCUUCAGAGGGUUUCAUAUGUCCCCAGUGUAUGAAAUCUCUUGGCUCUGCUGAUGAGCUUUUCAAGCACUAUCAGGCCGUUCAUGAUGCUGGUAAUGACUCCGGUCAUGGUGGAGAGGCCAGUCUUGCUUUGACACGAGAUGACAUAACACUACUCAGACAAGAGGUCCAAGACCUACAGGCCUCACUUAAGGAAGAAAAAUGGUACUCAGAAGAAUUAAAGAAAGAAUUAGAAAAAUAUCAAGGGCUACAGCAGCAAGAAAGCCCUUGGACUGGCAGACUGCAGUGAAAUGACGCCAGCCAUCUAAUGACAGCUUACAGAUCUGAAAGGAGGAGAACCAUCAGAUUCUGAUCUUAACCCAGAUCCUCUUACUUAACUUGACAGACAUGGCAAUUGUAUAGAGUUUUCUUCUCUUUUUACCACAUUUAUUUAUGUGUUCUGUUUUAAUUAAGGAGGCUAAAUCUGAUGGAUUGGUGACUGAUUCGUCAGCAGAGCUACAGGCUUUAGAGCAACAAUUAGAAGAAGCACAAACAGAGAAUUUUAAUAUUAAGCAAAUGAAAGAUCUGUUUGAACAGAAAGCAGCCCAACUUGCUACUGAAAUUGCAGAUAUAAAGUCAAAAUAUGAUGAAGAAAAGAGUCUCCGAGCAGCUGCUGAACAAAAAGUGACACAUUUGUCAGAAGAAUUAAACAAACAGACAACUGUAAUUCAAGAUCUGAAAACUGAGCUGCUUCAGAGACCUGGUAUAGAAGAUGUUGCUGUACUAAAGAAAGAACUGGUCCAAGUUCAAACACUAAUGGAUAACAUGACUUUGGAACGUGAGAGAGAAUCUGAAAAACUUAAAGAUGAAUGCAAAAAGUUACAAUCAGAGCAUGCUCAUUUGGAGGCUACAAUAAACCAGCUAAGGAGUGAACUUGCCAAAGGCCCCCAAGAAGUUGCAGUAUAUGUGCAGGAAAUACAAAAACUUAAAGGUUCAAUUAAUGAAUUAACACAAAAAAACCAGAACUUGACUGAAAAAUUGCAGAAGAAAGACCUAGACUACACCCACUUAGAGGAGAAGCACAGUGAAGAGUCAGCAAGUAGAAAGACUCUCCAGGCAGCCCUCCACCAGCGGGACCUGGAUUGCCAGCAGCUUCAGGCAAGACUAACUGCAUCUGAAAUCUCGCUACAGAGGGCCCAGGGAGAACUCAGUGAAAAGGCAGAGGCUGUUCAGAAGCUCAAAGAAGAACUGCGGGAAGUAGAGAGCAAGCACCAGCAUCUCAAAGUGGAGUUGAAGCAGCUGCAGCAGCAGCGGGAAGAGAAGGAGCAGCAUGGGCUACAGCUGCAGGGGGAAGUCAGUCAGUUACACAGCAAACUUCUGGAGACCGAGCGUCAACUAGGGGAAGCUCACGGCAGGCUGAAGGAACAGAGGCAGCUUUCCAGUGAGAAGCUGAUGGAUAAGGAGCAGCAGGUGGCUGACCUACAGCUCAAGCUCUCUCGUCUGGAGGAGCAGUUGAAGGAAAAGGUAACAAAUUCCACUGAAUUGCAACAUCAGUUAGAAAAAUCAAAGCAACAGCAUCAAGAACAGCAAGCUCUACAGCAAAGCACUACAGCCAAACUCCGAGAAGCUCAGAAUGAUUUGGAACAAGUGUUACGUCAGAUUGGAGAUAAGGACCAAAAGAUCCAGAACCUUGAAGCGUUGCUCCAGAAGGGUAAAGAAAGUGUUUGCCUACUGGAAAAGGAAAGGGAAGAUCUGUAUGCAAAAAUCCAGGCUGGUGAAGGAGAGACCGCUGUUCUUAACCAGUUGCAAGAGAAAAAUCAUGCACUGCAGUUGCAGCUAACUCAACUGACAGAGAAGCUGAAGAAUCAGUCGGAAAGCCAUAAACAAGCCGAGGAGAACUUGCAUGACCAGGUACAGGAACAGAAGGCACAUCUUCGAGCUGCACAAGACCGUGUUCUUUCUCUGGAAACCAGUGUCAGUGAACUAAGCAGUCAGUUAAAUGAAAGCAAGGAGAAGGUCUCGCAGCUUGACAUACAGAUUAAAGCCAAAACUGAAUUAUUACUAUCAGCAGAAGCAGCAAAAGCUGCUCAGAGAGCUGAUCUUCAGAAUCACUUGGACACAGCUCAAAAUGCGUUACAGGAUAAACAACAGGAGUUGAAUAAGGUCAGUGUGCAGCUGGAUCAGCUCUCUGCAAAGUUUCAGGAGAAGCAGCAGCAUUGCACUCAGCUGGAAAGCCACCUUAAGGAUCACAAGGAGAAGCACCUCUCUUUAGAACAAAAAGUUGAAGACUUAGAAGGCCACAUUAAGAAACUAGAAGCUGAUGCUCUUGAAGUUAAAGCCAGCAAGGAGCAGGCUUUGCAGAGUCUACAGCAGCAGAGGCAGCUGAGCACAGACCUGGAGUUGAGAAAUGCAGAGCUGAGUCGAGAGCUCCAGGAGCAGAAGGAAGUAGUAUCUUGUACAAAAUUGGAUCUACAGAAUAAAUCUGAAGUCCUUGAAAAUAUCAAACAAACCCUCACCAAGAAAGAAGAAGAAAAGGUUGUCUUGAAACAAGAAUUUGAAAAGUUAAGUCAAGAUUCAAAGACACAGCACAAGGAGCUGACGGACAGGAUGCAAGCUGCGGUCACAGAGCUGACAGCAGUGAAGGCACAGAAGGACGCACUCCUGGCCGAGCUUUCUACAACAAAAGAAAAACUGUCAAAAGUUUCUGAUUCUUUAAAAAACUCCAAAAGUGAAUUUGAGAAAGAAAAUCAGAGAGGAAAAGCUGCUAUGUUAGAUUUGGAAAAAGCUUGUAAAGAAUUAAAGCAUCAGCUUCAAGUCCAGGCAGAAAGUGCCCUGAAGGAGCAGGAUGAACUGAAAAAGUCACUAGAGAAAGAGAAAGAGACUUCUCAGCAGUUGAAGAUAGAACUCAAUUCAGUCAAGGGAGAAGUCUCACAGGCUCAAAAUACAUUAAAGCAGAAGGAGAAAGACGAACAACAGCUUCAGGGGACCAUAAAUCAGCUAAAGCAAUCAGCUGAACAAAAGAAAAAACAAAUUGAAGCGCUUCAAGGAGAGGCUAAAAAUGCUGUUUCACAAAAGACAGUGCUGGAGAAUAAGCUGCAGCAGCAGUCAUCACAGGCAGCCCAGGAGCUUGCAGUGGAGAAAGGAAAACUGUCAGCGCUGCAGAGCAACUACGAGAAGUGCCAGGCGGACCUGAAACAGCUGCAGUCCGACCUCUAUGGCAAAGAGUCUGAACUUCUAGCCACGAGGCAAGACCUUAAGUCUGUAGAAGAGAAACUCACUCUGGCACAAGAAGACUUGAUUUCAAACAGAAAUCAAAUUGGAAACCAAAAUAAAAAAAUUCAAGAAUUGCAAGCCGCCAAAGCUAGUUUGGAGCAGGACUCAGCAAAGAAAGAGGCGCUGCUAAAGGAGCAGAGUAAGGCACUUGAGGAUGCUCAGAGAGAAAAGUCAGUGAAGGAAAAAGAACUAGUAGCUGAAAAGUCUAAAUCGGCAGAGAUGGAGGAAAUUAAAUGUAGACAAGAAAAAGAAAUCACGAAGCUCAAUGAGGAGCUCAAGUCGCACAAACAAGAAAGCAUAAAGGAAGUAACAAAUCUCAAGGAUGCCAAACAACUUUUGAUUCAACAGAAAUUAGAACUUCAAGGCAAAGUGGACUCACUGAAGGCAGCUCUUGAGCAGGAGAAGGAGAGUCAGCAGCUGAUGCGCGAGCAAGUGAAGAAGGAGGAAGAGAAGCGGAAGGAAGAGUUUUCUGAGAAGGAAGCGAAGCUGCAUUCUGAAAUAAAAGAAAAGGAAGCAGGAAUGAAGAAACAUGAAGAAAAUGAGGCUAAGCUCACUAUGCAGGUCACAACAUUAAAUGAAAACUUGGGUACUGUGAAGAAGGAGUGGCAGUCUAGUCAACGGAGAGUGAGUGAGCUUGAGAAGCAGACGGAUGACUUACGGGGAGAAAUUGCUGUCUUAGAAGCAACUGUUCAGAAUAAUCAAGACGAAAGAAGAGCACUCCUAGAGAGGUGUCUUAAAGGCGAAGGUGAAAUAGAAAAGCUUCAGACCAAAGCCCUAGAGCUGCAGAGAAAGCUGGAUAACACAACUGCGGCCGUGCAGGAGCUGGGCAGGGAGAACCAGUCUCUCCAGAUCAAACUCACACAAGCACUGAACAGAAAGUGGGCGGAAGACAACGAAGUGCAGAACUGCAUGUCCUGUGGGAAGUGCUUCUCCGUCACCGUGCGGCGGCAUCACUGCCGACAGUGUGGGAAUAUCUUCUGUGCCGAGUGCUCAACCAAAAACGCCUUAACUCCUUCUUCAAAGAAGCCUGUUCGUGUCUGUGAUGCAUGCUUCAAUGAUUUGCAAGGAUAACGGGCUAUCACAGCUUCAGAGUAGUAUCACACUAAUGUUAGACUCGUAAUACAUUGAUCUGGACUCUGGUUGCAUACUAGGCCAAAUUGGAAUUCGUAUAUUUUGGAAUGUUACCAGUAUCAAGUAAAACUCUUCUAUUUUUGUGAGACUUGGGUUCAUCUUUAAUUACUUUUUCCAUUAAACCCCUAAAACAGCUUUCAUGCCAAGGUCAGAAUUAGCCAAUGAAAUGUAAAUAAUCUUUGGACAGAAAAUAGCAAUGUAUUUUUUUAAAUAUAAUUUAAUUAUUCACAAAUGAUGACUACAAUUCCUUAGCUUCUUCCUCUCAGAUUAAAUGUACAGAAUGUCUGGAUGGCUCCUAUCAUUUGUUGCGGUUUUGUUGCACAACAACACAGUGGUUCUAUUCUCUGGGUGGAGUCAUGCACAGGAAUGUAACACUUUCUGUUUUCUCCUGUAUAGGUCUGUAGCUCAAUUAUGUUGUUGUGUUAUUCAUAUUACUUGAGUGUUCUAAAUGCAGUGUAUGCUAAUGAUGUGUUAACCAUGAAUUUGUGUGUGGGUUUUGUUUGGGCAGUAUUGAUUAAAUUCUCAAGUAGAUUUGAUGAAGUCCUAUGUAAAAUUUAUGGUACUUCUGGGAUUGUAUUUAUGAAAUGAGUUCAUUUGUAUUUCUCUAUCUUAUUUCUGACACCCACACACUGUCCCCUAAAACAUUUGUAUGUAACUUCCCCUCCUGAGCUGGAGGGUGAGUAGUAGAGCCAUAUGGUGGCCUGGUCUUGGUUUUUGCUGGUGGAAAGUUUUCUGAAGUGAUCUCACAGCGCAGCCUCACUCCCUCAAUUUCAGCAUCUUUAGGAAGUUUGCUUUCCAGCCUUCAUAAAUGUAGCUCAGCCUCACUGCAGUUGUGCUUGCAGUAGGGCCUUUGUAAAGAUAGGAACUGACGCUGCUAAUGUCGCAUCUGUAUCUGUGAAGACUAAACCAAGUGGUAAGGAAAUAGUAACAUUCAAAAAAAAAAAAAAAAAA